UCCUAAACACCCUCCCCCUCCUCUCUCUCUCUCUCUCUCUCUCUCUCUCUCAGAGCAAUACAAACUAAAAGAAAAACACAAAACACAUUAUAAACAAACAAAGCUCAAAGCUUCUCUCUUCUUCUUCUUCUUCAAAGAAUCAAAACAUGGGGUUUCCAGUGGGCUACACAGAGCUUUUCCUUCCAAAACUGUUUUUCCACACUCUUUCCUUUCUGGGUUUCAUCAGAAAAUUCAUCUCCUUCCUCUUCCGUUGUCUGGGUCUUCAAGAUUUCAUCGAACCCGACAAUGGCAGCUGGGCCGACCCGGGAACCCGAAUACCCGAAUUCCACUCCAUGUCUGCGUUGUUAAUACGGGAAAUCCUACCGGUGGUGAAGUUCUCGGAGCUUGUGGACCCACCCGAGAGCUGUGCGGUGUGUUUGUACGAGUUUGAAUCUGAGGAUGAGAUCCGACGGCUGACGAAUUGCCGUCACAUAUUCCACAGAGGGUGUCUGGACCGUUGGAUGGGUUACGAUCAGAGAACCUGUCCGCUUUGUAGAACGCCGUUUAUACCGGAAGAUAUGCAAGGCUCUUUCAAUGAGAGGCUUUGGGCUGCUUCUGGUAUUCCUGAUUUUUAUGGCGAAUAUUCUCAUAUUACUGGUUUGUAAUUUUAAUUUUUUUUUAGAUUUUAUAAAAGAAAAUUAUAAUUUUCUUUUUUUUCUUUUUCUUUUUUUUUUUUUUUGGGGGGUGGGAUGGGGGUUUAGAUUUUGAGUUUGGAAAAUUCCACAUGGCUUUGUGGUGUAAAUAUUGGCCAAAAACAAAAAAAAAAAGGGGGGUUUCACCACAAGAAAAUUGAGUCCGGUUACCGGAAUUAGAUUAUGAUUUUUGUACAGUUUUUUUUUAUCCGAAUUCACAAAAAAUGGAAAUAAGAAUUUCGAUCUUCUAUAUA
Ziziphus jujuba (common jujube) is the source of this 925-nucleotide messenger RNA. RefSeq names its product brassinosteroid-responsive RING protein 1. The transcript has a single exon. Gene Ontology annotation, molecular function: ubiquitin protein ligase activity. The record is from RefSeq and is a predicted model, not a curated record. Bases 147 to 644 code for a protein of 165 amino acids. Gene Ontology annotation, biological process: protein ubiquitination. NCBI's taxonomy places the organism in Eukaryota, Viridiplantae, Streptophyta, Magnoliopsida, Rosales, Rhamnaceae.